Messenger RNA from Saccharomycopsis crataegensis, 1059 nucleotides. RefSeq lists its product as uncharacterized. Bases 1 to 1059 code for a protein of 352 amino acids. Gene Ontology annotation, biological process: carbohydrate metabolic process. The record is from RefSeq and is a predicted model, not a curated record. Lineage: Eukaryota; Fungi; Ascomycota; Saccharomycetes; Ascoideales; Saccharomycopsidaceae. Gene Ontology annotation, cellular component: extracellular region. The transcript has 2 exons. Gene Ontology annotation, molecular function: cellulose binding; cellulase activity.
AUGUUUGGAAAAUCUUUGACUGUUGUUGCUAUUUCCUGUUUGGCUAUUGUCCAAAAGGCUUCUGCUGAAAGUUUGGCUUCGUUAUAUCAUCAGUGUGGUGGAUCAUAUUGGAGUGGCCCAACUGCAUGUGUUGCUGGAGCCACUUGUGUAUCACAGAACCAAUUCUAUUAUCAAUGUGUUGCUACUACGGAUGCUGGAGACUCUUCUGCUGUUGCCACAGAAGCGGACACUACUACUCUUGUUAGCACUUCCUCAACUACUGCCGUGACUUACACUUCAGAAACCAGCUUGCAUUCUCACGCAUCUGCUACUACUAUUGUUGUGAAGCCUUCUUCUUCUUCUUCUUCUUCUUCUAGUAUCGCUUCCACUGAAACCUCAGUUUCCCUUAGUCUUAUUUCCAACGGUUUUUCUGGUUCUUUUGAGUCUACUCGUUAUUACGAUUGCUGCAAGCCAUCAUUUUCCUGGCCAGAAUAUACCAACGUCGUGACACAUCCAGUCUACUCUUGUGAUGCUGAGGGUAACAAGUUGACUGACACUAAUAUCCAAUCCGGUUGUGUCACCUCUUCUGGGGAACAAAGUGCUUAUUAUUGUAAUGAUCAAGUCGGUACUGCUGUCAAUGACACCUUUUCCUACGGGUUUGUCGCUGCUUACGUUCCUGAUGCCACCAUGGAUGAAUUGGCUUGUUCCUGCCUCGAAUUAACUUUUGAUGUUGAUGAACUUUCUGAUAAAACAUUCGUUGUUCAAAUUACUAAUACUGGAACUGACUUGACCGAUCCCGAGGCUCAUUUCGACAUUUUGAUGCCAGGUGGUGGGAUGGGUUACUACACCAAUGGUUGUCCAUCAGAAUUUGGUUCCGGAUACAGUUGGGGGCAACAGUACGGGGGUAUUUCCUCCGAAUCUGAAUGUUCUGGUCUCCCUACUGCCAUCCAAAACGCUUGUAAAUGGCAAUGGACUUGGUUUGAAGGGGUCUCCAACCCUUCAGGUACUUAUAAACAGGUUGCCUGUCCUGCAGAAAUUGUUGCCAUCAGUGGUUGUCAAAGAUUGGAUGAAGUGAACUAA